Pseudomassariella vexata is the source of this 624-nucleotide messenger RNA. RefSeq lists its product as uncharacterized. The coding region runs from base 21 to 353 and encodes 110 amino acids. The transcript has a single exon. The record is from RefSeq and is a predicted model, not a curated record. NCBI's taxonomy places the organism in Eukaryota, Fungi, Ascomycota, Sordariomycetes, Amphisphaeriales, Pseudomassariaceae.
UAAAGUGGUUAUCAUGCCGGAUGGAUUCGGCAUUGUCCAUGACAACAUCAGUACUAUUCGGACUGGGGACACAGACAUGCUUUUAUACUCGAGGUGAGGAAGAGCUAUCUGCAGUUCAAGCCCCCAGUCUUUUGCCUGUAAAACAUGAGUCAUUGGCAGUAUUUGAGCACCAUAAUCUCAAGGCGGGAGAAUUGGGCAGAUAUCCCAAACCCCCGGAUUGGAACACACCCCGACAACUUCCUAUUUCCGGUGCUCCAACACAGAUACGCUUGCCCCGCUUGAUUCAUUUUCAUCUCGACUCCCCGAAUAGCAGGCCAUCGUCACCAAAUUUGAUCGCCGCGGGAAGAAAAUAAGCACAAAGAUGUCAGGUGUUUCACGUCGUGUUGAUGACGAAGCUGAGCCUACCCAUGCAAAUUCGAGAACAGAGAGAUUCGGCUCCAUGAUGGGCACUGAAACCAGCACCUCCUAUGAUACACAUCACUCUUCAUCCUGCAUUAGAUUAAGUAUGGAGUCAUUGAAUGCUCAAGAUGAGUGGCAUGUAAGUUACGAGAGCGUUGGGCUUCAGAAGCCGGUUGGAAUGCGUGCUACGGACUUGUUAUACUUGGGUCUUUCUAUUCAAAUACG